AUGCUUAUAUUUCUAUUUAUUAUUGUAAUUACUAAUGCAACAGAAAGUAUUAACAAUCAAGAAGAAAGAAAUAAUGAAAUAAUACACACACAAAUAUAUUCAAAUAAACACAAAAGAAUCUACAAUAGAUAUGGUAUAUAUUUAAAAGGUGAAGCUGAAGUAACAGAACCAACAAUAAAAGAAUCAAAUGCAAAAGGAACACAUACAGAAACCCCAACAAACACAGAUGAAGAAAAGAAAAAAGAGCAAAUGAGUCAAGACAAACAUGAAGAAGUCGAGGGACAAGAGAAGAACCUCCAAAGCCAAGAACAAAAGAACAGUGUAGUUGAUGAAAAGAAAAAUACUGUCUCAGGAGAAGAAAAACAGAAUAAAGGGGAUGGACAACAAGACAAAGCAGCAGAAAAACAAACUCCAACAACUGACACAGAACAUAACAAACAAAAAGACAGUAUAACCAGUAAUGAAGGUGGUAGUCAAGAAAAGCAAGAGGGAAAACAAAAUGAAGAAUCUGAAAAAGGAAAGAUAGGCCAAGGACAAAAAGCAAAGGAAAAAGAAGAAGGAAAUGAGGUAGAAAAUGGAGGAGGAAUAAAAGAGGAAAAAACAAAAAAUGAAGAAGAGCAAAAAGGUGAAGAAAGUAAAGAAAACCAUACAGGAGACGAUAAAAAAUCACAGGGGGAGAAUGAGAAAGUUAACGAGAAUGACCAAAAUAGUAAAGAAACAAAAGCAGAAGAACAAGGAAAAGAGAAAGAAGAAGAAAAAGAGAAAGGUGAAGAAAAGAGUGGUGAAAGUGAACAGAGCAAGGGAACAACUCAAGAAAAGAAUACAGAAAAGCAAGAAAGUCAGAAGGAAGGAGAGAAAGUUGACAAAACAGAAGAAGAGAAGAAAGAGAGUGAUAAUAAAAACCAAGAAAAGAAGAGUGAAGAAAAAGAACAAAAAGAAGAAAAAUCACCAAAUAGUUCUGAAAGUAAAACAGAAAGUGAGUCUGAUGAAUUAAAUGGUCAUAACAAUAUUGAUGGUACAACACCUACAAUUAUUAUUCUUUCUAUUGUUAUCACAUUUUUAUUCUUCUAA
Molecule: messenger RNA, 1071 nt
Organism: Entamoeba histolytica HM-1:IMSS
Lineage: Eukaryota; Evosea; Mastigamoebida; Endamoebidae
Product: cylicin-2, putative
Exons: 1
Coding region: 1-1071 (356 amino acids)
Source: RefSeq, a predicted model, not a curated record